AUGCUUCGCUCUGUUUCCAUCUUACGCACUGUUGCUCGCUCUCCCAUCACCACCGUUGUUUCUCGCUAUACAGCUCCUCAUGUCCGUGCCCUAACCACUCAAUCUUCUGAUACAAAAGGAUCGAGCAGCAGUGGUGGCUCUAAUGGCUCUUCCUUCAUGUGGCUCGCUCUUGGUGGUUUGGUUGCUGGCUCUGGCUACUACUACUAUACUACUCAGGAUGGAUGUGCUAUUAGUUCAAAGUUUGCACAAAAGCCUCUUGAUUAUCAAGCAGUUUAUAAUGCCAUUGCUGAGGUAAUGGAUGAAAACGACUAUGAUGAUGGCUCCUAUGGUCCUGUUCUUUUACGUCUUGCCUGGCACGCAUCUGGCACUUAUGACAAAAACACUGGCACUGGCGGCUCCAAUGGGGCAACCAUGCGGUUCAACCCUGAAAGUGCUCAUGGCGCCAAUGCUGGUUUGAGCCAUGCCCGUGAACGUCUUGAAAAAGUCAAGAAGCAAUUCCCUUCCAUCACAUACGCAGAUCUGUGGAGUCUUGCUGGUGUUGUCGCUGUUCAGGAAAUGGGUGGUCCAGAUAUCCCAUGGCGCGCUGGUCGAAAGGACGCAGAGACAUCUGUUGCCUGCACUCCUGAUGGCCGUCUCCCAGAUGCCAGUCAGUCACACGAUCACUUGCGAAACAUCUUUUACCGCAUGGGUUUCAACGAUCAAGAGAUUGUCGCUCUUUCUGGAGCACAUUCUCUUGGACGUUGUCACACUGAUCGAUCUGGUUAUGAUGGACCGUGGAGCUUUAGCCCCACCACCUUCUCCAACGCAUACUUUAAACUUCUUUUUAGCGAAAAGUGGGUCGACAAAAAAUGGACUGGGCCCAAGCAAGCUAUUGACAAGGCUACUGGUACACUCAUGAUGUUGCCUACUGACUUGGCUAUUACCAAUGAUCGUGUCUUUAAAAAGCAAGCAGAGAUCUAUGCUAAAGAUGAAGGCAAAUUUUUCGAGGACUUUGCCAAAGCUUUCCAAAAGCUAGAAGAGCUUGGCGUUCCCUUUAAACCUGACACUCCUGCCCAUGUUUUCAAGCGUAUAUAA
Molecule: messenger RNA, 1074 nt
Organism: Batrachochytrium dendrobatidis JAM81
Lineage: Eukaryota; Fungi; Chytridiomycota; Chytridiomycetes; Rhizophydiales
Exons: 5
Coding region: 1-1074 (357 amino acids)
Biological process (GO): cellular response to oxidative stress; hydrogen peroxide catabolic process; response to reactive oxygen species
Molecular function (GO): peroxidase activity; heme binding
Source: RefSeq, a predicted model, not a curated record